AUGGAAGUGAACCGUACAGACUUCUACAUCGGUCUCGCUUUGGCUGUGAGCUCCAGUGUUUUUAUCGGCGGUAGUUUUAUCCUGAAAAAGAAAGGCCUGCUGCGAUUGGCCAGCAAGGGAUCAAUGCGAGCAGGUAGGAAGAGCAUUUAAACCUGAUCAGCUGAUUGAAUAGUUAUUGAUAGAGGACAAAACAAUGCUUGGUAACACGUAUCAAACCAUUUUACAUGUUGAAAUAUGUUUAAAAAAAAAGAAAGAAAGAAGUGUACUGCAUGGUGUUGAAAUAAAGGUAUCAUAGUAGUACAGUUUAAUACAGGAUAUGUUGUUUUAUGCACUUCACAGGUCAAGGGGGGUAUGCUUACCUGAAAGAAUGGCUCUGGUGGGCAGGACUGAUUUCAAGUAAGUAGACCCUUUAUUGAUUUCAAUGUAACUAGUGUCAUGGACAGCUGUUUUUAUUACACUUGGAAAUGCAGCUUGCCAACCAUACUGGAAAACAUUGUGGUCUUUGUUCCCAAGAGGGCAAUGGGGCUCUUGUGGGUUUGGUAUUUAUGCUAGUGACAUGGCAGUGGGUGCAGCAGGCACACCAUCUCUUUGAAGCACACAUUCCUUACAAAGAGCACAUUUGCACACAAGGCUUGAAAGAGAACUGUUUUCCUUUGUUUGAUCAGCGGCUAAACUAAUAAGUGAAUGUCAACUGUCGGUCAUGUUUUCAUUUCAGUGGGAGCUGGGGAAGCGGCUAAUUUUGCUGCAUAUGCAUUCGCACCAGCCACACUGGUAACUCCUCUUGGAGCACUAAGUGUGCUUGUAAGGUAUUGUCUUUUUUAAUUUCUUCAGUUAAACUAGAGUUAGAAGAGUAAUAAACUUGACCUUUUCUGCACUACAGGCUGUUUACAAUUAACAAAACGAUCAGAUUUAACCAUUUAUUUAAUUGGCAAGAGGCAUUCAAUGAUAUUAACAUAGACAACAACAGCUCUUAGACUUUUCACAGCAUAUAUUCACCAUGUUUUUGUGUUAGUUGUUUUUAAAAUCAGUGGUCUUUGUCUGAGCAGAUAAAGCUGGUACUCUUAAAUCGCAUGUAUCUGAUGCAGUGGUUUACUGAUUCCCAUAUAAUGCUGGGAGACCAAAAUAAAAAAAAGGCCCUGUUGUUGCUCAUUAAUGUUUACUACCUUUAAACUUUUGUAUAGAAAUAAUGUUACACUUCAGGUCCAAAUGUUCUUAAUAUUAUCACAGCAGCUCUCACCAUGUGUCAAGUAUUCCACCAAAAACAAAAAUUAUAUUUAUACUACUACUUUAAAUUUUAUUUUGGGGUAUUUUCAUGCCUUUAUGUAGAUCAGAGGUGUCAAACUCAACCACAGCAAGGGCCAUAAUCUGGAUUUAGGUCGAACCUGAGGGCCAAACAGGGUCAACAUUUCACCAAAACUGUUAACCUCCUUUUCAAAAAAUAUUUAACAAAAACAGCAAUGAUUAUAAAUCACUUAAAAAUUCAAAAAAGAUAAAAAGAUAGGUUUAAAGACAAUCUGGUAUAGAAAACUCCCCAACCUCCAUAUAUGGGGACUGUUUAGGCCAACAACGCCCCACUUGCUAGAUGCUUGUGAUAUAGUAUUGAUAAAACUGCCAACUCGCUGUGCCAAUCUUUCUUUCCAGUGCUGUGCUGUCCUCUUACUUUCUGAAUGAGAGACUAAAUGUGCACGGGAAGAUCGGCUGUCUGCUUUGUGUCAUGGGCUCCACAGUGAUGGUGAUCCAUGCUCCGCAGGAGGAGGAGGUUGCGUCUCUCGCUGCCAUGGCAGAAAAGCUCAAAGACCCAGGUGGGACUAGUUCUUAAUCAGCGUGAUCUGAUUAACCAUGCCGCAAAAACUGAAUCCCAGACAAGGGUUGAAUGAGUAUCUGUCAGGGUACUAACUCCUUCUUGAAUACUCCCAUUAGGUUUCAUUGUGUAUGCUGUGUGCGUUGUGGGGAGCAGCCUGGUUCUUAUCUUUGCUGUGGCUCCGAGGUUUGGACAGAAGAAUGUCCUGGUCUACAUCCUGAUCUGCUCUGUGAUUGGCUCCCUCUCUGUGUCUUGUGUAAAGGGCCUGGGCAUUGGCAUUAAGGAGCUGUUUGCUGGUACAGCAGUGCUGAAGGAACCCUUGUUCUGGUCCUUAGUCAUCUGCCUGGUAAUCUGCGUCAGCGUUCAAAUCAGUUACCUGAACAAAGCCCUCGACAUCUAUAACACCUCCUUAGUCACUCCCAUCUACUACGUCUUCUUCACCACCUCUGUCAUGGCCUGCUCAGCCAUCCUCUUCAAAGAAUGGCUGAGUAUGACCACUGAUGGGAUUGUGGGAACCAUAAGCGGGUUCCUGACCAUCAUUUUGGGGAUCUUCCUCCUCCAUGCCUUCAAGGACAUCACGUUCAGCUGGGAUUCCCUCCCACUUUACCUGAGGAAGGGUCCUCAAGGGUUCCCUGGUGGGAACCAGCCUUACGUGGCUCUCCCUACCUUUGACACCCAAGCGGAGGACGAGACAAAGUUACCCAGAGAAGGAGGCUCAAAGGGGGGGUGGGGUAUGCACCAGAGAACUUCUUAAGGAGGGCUGGUUGUCUUCUCAACAAUUAAAAAAAAAAAAUGUGAUAGCAAUUCCUAGCUUUAAAAGUAUCCUAGUAUCACAAGUGAAGUCAAAUGUGGUUUACACAACACAGCAGCAAAGUUGCUUAAGAGGAAAAAUUGUCUCUUCCAAUACACUGGAUUUUAUGUGGAGGAAAUAGUUAAGAAAAGAGAGGACAGAGAUGUAAUCAGAAAGCAGCUGUGAGAAACUUUAGUUUUCCACCCCAUGGAUGUCUUCUCUCUUUUCCAUUUUUGUCCUGUUUGCAAAUGUGUAGUUUCUUAAACCAAAAUACCUGUUCUACUGUAUUUUAACCAGAUAACAUAGUGUGGAAAAGUGAUUCAAAAGGCUUUAAUCUGCUGGCUUUAUAUUGAUUUAUUAAGUCAUGCACCUGUAGCAGCAGUGCCAUUUAUAAAAGAAUAACCACAUAGAAAAUUUAACUCCCUUUUGGUCUAGAAAGCUUUUUUCUGGGUCAUGUAAAAACACAAGUAUUACACUGAACCAGAUUUAAAAUCCCCCCCAAAACUGCUCAGUAUUUAAAAAGUUAUUUAUAUUUUGUUUUCAGUUACAUGCCUGCAUAAACCAGAUUGUGCCUUAUGUUACUAAAAACAACCUCACUCUUAGUUUUGCACUUAAAAUCUUAGUGUAUAUAGUAUAGUGUAUUAUUUUACGACCAGUGUAAAAAAUUGCCACUAUGUAAUUCAAUCAUGUGUUCAGGAUAAUAACCUUUGAUGUGUUUCUGUUAUACCUCAGUGUUAUAUAAAAACAGCACCAAAGAAUGUUCUUUCUCUGUAUACAAUUAUUACAAACGUGUCAGGCUGCAACACGCCUCUGACAUUAACAGAGACUUUUUGUGUGUUUGAUAAUGCUGAUUAAAAUAUGACUUAUUGACAAUAAUUGUACAAAA
Xyrichtys novacula (pearly razorfish) is the source of this 3477-nucleotide messenger RNA. NCBI's taxonomy places the organism in Eukaryota, Metazoa, Chordata, Actinopteri, Labriformes, Labridae. The record is from the annotation of a GenBank genome assembly.